UUUUUUUUUUUUUUUUACCCUAUUCUUAUUCUACUAAAUGGGGCAUCUUUCGUGUCGCGAAACUAAACAUCUAGAAAGUAUAUCUUGUGUAAUGACCAGCUUACAUAAUACCUUCCUUCCUUCCUUCUUUCAACUUCAACCCUUCUUUGAAUCCUUACUUUUCCUCUUCCUCUUCCUUUCAUGUGUAGCUUGCUUUUCAUUUUUAUUAUACCACGCUAUGCGGCAACAACGGGGUUGGGGAUUGGUGUGGUGUGGUGUGGUGUAUUACCUGCUUGCUUUGCUUCAUCUUUUACGUUCCAUGUAUCACGACCUUAUCUUUUUUCCUUUUCCUUUCCUUUCCUCCUUCUUGUACAACCGUAUCUUGUUUUCUGCUUUUUUCCCCAACAUGGCGGCGGAGGGGAAGAAUGAUUUUUUGGGCUAGGGUUUGCUUUGCUUGUCAUGUCUGCUUGUGUUUUUGUGGUUGGUUCGGCGCGGGAGAAAAAUGGUGCUUUACUACUUUACAGUUUAAACGAUGGCUUGUUCUUGUUCUUAUUGUGGUUUCUAUAAGAGGAGAGAAGGGGAGAGGAGAGGAGAGUUUUGGAAGAUGAAGAUGAAGGUUGGUGUGGUAGUGUGGUAGGUAGUGGGACAAAAUGGAGGCAGGGAGGCGGAGAGGAAUGGGAGGCAGCGAGGAAGGGGUGGCGGGGUGUAGAAUACCUAUUGUAUCUAGGUUGUAACAUGAUCAUGAUCGCGAUUCUGAUUCCGAUGGCGGUGGUGCUAGUUUUGGGUGUGUACUGCACUGUGAAGAUGGAUGGCAACAGGGAAUACUAUGCGGUGAGGUGAGGUGAG
Tricharina praecox is the source of this 825-nucleotide messenger RNA. RefSeq lists its product as uncharacterized. Bases 38 to 421 code for a protein of 127 amino acids. The record is from RefSeq and is a predicted model, not a curated record. NCBI's taxonomy places the organism in Eukaryota, Fungi, Ascomycota, Pezizomycetes, Pezizales, Pyronemataceae. The transcript has a single exon.